This is a messenger RNA of Symbiodinium sp. CCMP2592, 1392 nucleotides long. Lineage: Eukaryota; Dinophyceae; Suessiales; Symbiodiniaceae. The record is from the annotation of a GenBank genome assembly.
AUGCCAUCAUCAGCAGUGCCUGCUCAGGUUUCUGUAAAUCGAGCUGUGCAGCAGGCUGUGGCCCGCUUUGCGGAGGAUCCGGCUGCAGCCUUGCAACUGCCUUGGGAAACCCCUCUCAUGAAAGCGAUAUUUUCUGAGGAUGAUGCAACAGCACUUGCAAAUCUUGUUCCGGUGUCGUUUGCUUUAAAAGGGAAGCCUCCUCCGUUGCCGGGGGCUUCACGUGUGGACCUUGGCUCAGGCCAGAGGCAAUCAACCUUGAAGCUUGAAGGAAACAUUUGUGAGCAUGCCAUUCGAAAAUUCCGUGAUGAUGACGAUCUCUUGAAAGAGGAGAGGUUGUUGCAUCGUGCAACUGCCAAAUGGGCCUUAGUUGUUUUCCGGUACGCCAGGGAGUGUGGUCUUGCGCCUGAGACUGAGGAGGAGAUUAUAGCUUGUUUUGGUACAAGGUCGGUGCACACGGUCACCAAGCGUGCCAAUACGUUUGCUGCUUAUUUGAGGUGGUUGGACGUGGUCUCUAAUUCCAAUGUGUCUGCCUUCUGUGAUGCAGCUUACUGGAAGUACUUGAAAUUCUUGGAAUCUUCUGGUGCUGCCGCUUCCAGUGCCACAUCCUUUCUGUCAUCCGUGAGGUUUUGCAAGUUCGUGUUGGGGUUGUCUCGCGUGGAGGAGCCCAGCCGAAAGUGUGUCGGCCUCUCAGAGAAGUUAGCCAGUCAGGCUGGGGUUGUUAGGCAGGCAGCGCCUCUGACGGUGGACCAAAUCCUCGUGAUUCAUGAAGCAUUACACAGUGAAGAUACGAGCAGGUGGGACCGUGCUUUCUGCGCUUACUGCUUGGUUGCCUUGUACGGCCGUGCCCGCCAUAGUGACUUGAAGAGGGUCUCACAUAUUGAGUGGGAUGUGCCGCAGGAUGCCGAUCGGUCAAAGCAAGGCUCUCAAGGUUACAUCAUCAUCUACACCAAGCACCAUAAAACUUCCCGGGCCACGGCGAAGAAACUUCUGCUGCUUCCCAUUGUUAUCCCAGUUGCAGGAACCCACAGCAAGCCUUGGAUACACGCGGCCCAGGAUGCAUUUGCAGCUGUGCACUUAACCUUGAGGGGCGAGGUUAACGGAACUGAGGCGAUUUAUUCGGUGGAGCUGAGUUUGCCGCACGUGCAAAAGCUUGAGGCCCUUAUCAAGUUCAUCGUGAACGGAUCCUUUGCCCCAGAUGCAUCACGGGCAUUGAUGUGGGCGUUUCCGCCGCCAGCUGCUGAGAUCGCCUCGCCAGGACGGUUCCCGGUGCCUGUGGAGACUUCCAGCGUGACGCCAGCAGAGGAGCGGCCGGGGGCUGUGGACCCUGACUCUGGGGAUGAAGGACAGGAAUGGCAGAUGAUAAUCGCGUCGAGCCUGAAGGUGGGUGGGUAG